Molecule: messenger RNA, 681 nt
Organism: Aspergillus versicolor CBS 583.65
Lineage: Eukaryota; Fungi; Ascomycota; Eurotiomycetes; Eurotiales; Aspergillaceae
Exons: 2
Coding region: 82-519 (145 amino acids)
Source: RefSeq, a predicted model, not a curated record
GACGGCCGACCGUUGGAUGGCGAUCGGAUCGACUGCCUCCGUCUAUACGGUGUAUAUAAUCAUCGACCAUGGCUGGGGCUGAUGAACCGUUUCCUUGGGUCAGCGGGGUUGUUCUCGUAUUCAGCAGGUCUUGUAGCGGUGUUCCAGUCGACAGGUGGUGAGGACUGGAGGACUAGUCGAGGCAUCUUGGAGGAAGUCCGGUCGGUAUUUCAUCGCUGUCUGUAUAGAAUGGGAGACCAUCAACGUGCAAUCUCUAGAGUUGAGAUGUUGCCAAAUCCACUCCGCGUGUUGUUGACAGACAUCACCUUAUAUCCAGUUAUCCAGUUAUGUACAUCAUACUAUCCAGUUAUCCAGUUAUACACACGACUUCUAUUUUCGCUCACCGGAAGCACCCGAAGAACCCGGUGCCACCCGGCUGUCAGACACCCAGCCAAUCAGGACGGCAACUACUCGGUAAAAAUAAAAAUAUUCUCGAUCAUAUGCAGGAGAAAAAAAGAGAAUGAAAAAGUAGUUUAUUAAUUAAAGAGAGGAGAUUGGCUGGCCAAGAGCGCCACUGUCUAACAACAAACAAUCGGGACAGCCCGUAGCGAACAAAAAAAAACACAAAGAAGGAAAGGAGAUGAUGUCAAACCCGGAUAUCAUAUUCGUAAUUCAUAAUGGAUAGGAAGUAUGUAGUGGACA